Molecule: messenger RNA, 1707 nt
Organism: Chelmon rostratus (copperband butterflyfish)
Lineage: Eukaryota; Metazoa; Chordata; Actinopteri; Chaetodontiformes; Chaetodontidae
Gene: myd88
Product: MYD88 innate immune signal transduction adaptor
Exons: 5
Coding region: 121-1023 (300 amino acids)
Biological process (GO): MyD88-dependent toll-like receptor signaling pathway; defense response to Gram-positive bacterium; positive regulation of canonical NF-kappaB signal transduction
Cellular component (GO): plasma membrane
Molecular function (GO): TIR domain binding; Toll-like receptor binding
Source: RefSeq, a predicted model, not a curated record
AACGCCAGCUGACAUCGCUUCCGCGUUCUGUCGUCAGGUAAGCUGCACGCGCCUGAAGCGACUCGCUCCGUUAUCACCUCGUCGGUGGUUUUGUCUCGCUUCUAACAUUUCAACUAAAGCAUGUCGUCCAGCAGGGCUCUCCGGAAACCCUCCAACAUGGCUUGCUCGGACUCCGAAGUCGACUUGCUGACGAUUCCUCUCAUAGCGCUCAACGUGAGCCUGAGGAAAAAGUUGGGACUGUAUCUGAACCCCAGGAGCACAGUGGCCGCGGACUGGAUGGUCGUGGCAGAGGCCAUGGGCUUCACCUACCUCGAGAUAAAGAACCACGAAGCGUCAAAAAGGCCCACAGAGGCGGUCCUGGAGGACUGGCGGGCCCGCUCCACAGACGCCACCGUGGGAAGGCUGCUGUCAAUCCUGACGGAGGUGGAGAGGAUGGACAUCGUGGAGGAUCUUCGACCUUUGAUAGAUGAGAAUGUCAGGAAGUAUUGUGCGAGUUUAAAGAAGGCGGCUGAGCCCCCAGUUCAGGUCGAUGUGGUCGACAGCUGCCUCCCUCCCACCCCAGAGAGGGUCGGUCUCACCCUGGAGGAUGACCCCGAAGGUACCCCUGAGCUGUUCGACGCCUUCAUCUGCUACUGCCAGAGUGACUUUGUGUUUGUCCAUGAGAUGAUCCGGGAGCUGGAGCAGACAGAGUACAAGCUGAAACUGUGUGUGUUCGACAGAGAUGUCCUCCCGGGCUCCUGUGUAUGGAGCAUCACGAGCGAGCUCAUCGAGAAGAGGUGUAAGAGGAUGGUGGUGGUGAUUUCUGAUGAAUACCUUGACAGCGAUGCCUGUGACUUUCAGACCAAGUUUGCUCUCAGCCUCUGUCCCGGUGCUCGAAAUAAACGGCUUAUUCCAGUGGUAUACAAGUCAAUGACGAAGCCGUUCCCCAGCAUCUUGCGCUUCCUCACCAUAUGUGACUACACCAGGCCCUGCACACAGGCCUGGUUCUGGGUGCGGCUGGCCAAAGCUCUCUCGCUGCCAUAAUCACGGACCACACAGUUAAUCAUGCUUAACGGUGCCUCUUUUUAAUACCAGAAAAGGGGAAUAUCGGACAAUGGCCAAACAUUACAGGUUCAAGUGUCUGCUUUCGCUUGUUAUCCACAUCAUGCUGGCUUCUGAACCCACUUACCAUUUACUGUGUGUAUAUGGUAUAUAUUAUUUGCAACAUACAGCAUACUUGUGUUUCCAAUGAAGAUCACAUAGUGGUUUCUAAAUAGUGUCAAUUUGAAACUUAAGCCACACAGGAUACCAAAUAUGCAGUUCUCACUGCACAAAGCCAUUAAUGCCUGUCUUUGGCGACUAUAUGUGUGAGUUAUAUUUGACAAGAGAUCUGUUUGUAUUUGGGGGAGCAUUUACUAAAUGCUCUGUGAAAGCUGUUUUUUUUUCUUUUUCUCUUUGCACUGCCCACUUCCUCUUAUAAGUCAGCAGCUUCUAGAUGAGAUUGAAGCUGAAGAGGAAGAGAUAUUGUGAUUGUGAUACUUCCAGUUCAGUACGUUCUGUUUUACUGGCUGCUGACACCUGCCUUUUUCUGUCGCCAUGAUGGCUGACGUUUGAUUGUGCAUUUUUUUUUUUUUUUUAUGUGGUUUUUUUGGAGCAGUUUCAGAAGAAAUCAAUUUAAUCUUCUUGAAGAAAUGGUCUGAAUAUGAUUUUCUGAAAAUAAAUGUUAUU